Molecule: messenger RNA, 1640 nt
Organism: Suricata suricatta (meerkat)
Lineage: Eukaryota; Metazoa; Chordata; Mammalia; Carnivora; Herpestidae
Gene: ZCCHC17
Product: zinc finger CCHC-type containing 17
Exons: 8
Coding region: 162-887 (241 amino acids)
Biological process (GO): RNA stabilization
Molecular function (GO): RNA binding; zinc ion binding
Source: RefSeq, a predicted model, not a curated record
GAGGUGGCGUCCCUCCUAGGCGCGCUGUGUCUUGUGGGUGGGAAGGUUGUGGGGGUCUUGGCGUUUCGCGCAAUGCUGCGGUGGGGAGACCGGGAGCUGACACCGAGACACUUGAAUUAGCGUUACCAGCAGAGAAAUGGAGGAGCCGUAGAACAUUAAGGAUGAAUUCAGGAAGACCCGAGACCAUGGAGAACCUGCCUGCUCUCUACACUAUUUUCCAAGGAGAGGUUGCUAUGGUGACAGACUAUGGAGCCUUUAUCAAAAUCCCAGGCUGUCGGAAGCAAGGUUUGGUCCAUCGAACUCACAUGUCAUCCUGUCGCGUGGAUAAGCCCUCCGAGAUCGUAGAUGUUGGGGACAAAGUGUGGGUGAAGCUUAUUGGCCGAGAGAUGAAAAAUGAUAGAAUAAAAGUAUCCCUCUCCAUGAAAGUCGUCAACCAAGGGACUGGGAAAGACCUUGACCCCAACAACGUUAUCAUUGAGCAGGAAGAGAGGCGGAGGCGGUCCUUCCAGGAUUACACCGGGCAGAAGAUCACCCUCGAGGCCGUCCUGAACACCACCUGCAAGAAGUGUGGCUGUAAAGGCCACUUCGCAAAGGAUUGUUUUAUGCAACCGGGAGGGACCAAAUAUUCUCUGAUACCGGAUGAGGAAGAGGAGAAGGAAGAGGCAAAGUCAGCAGAGUUUGAGAAGCCUGACCCCACGAGGAAUUCUUCGAGAAAAAGAAAGAAGGAAAAGAAAAAAAAGAAACACAGAGACAGGAAGUCCUCUGACUCGGACAGCUCAGACUCUGAGAGUGACACGGGCAAGAGGGCAAGGCACACCUCCAAGGACAGCAAGGCGGCCAAGAAGAAGAAGAAGAAGAAAAAGCACAAGAAGAAGCACAAGGAGUGAGAGCCCAAGAGGGUAGAGGGGUGGCUAGAGGAGGAGGAGCCAGGAGCCCGGUGCCUUGCAGCCCUGGCUCCCUGAAGGACUCAGUGGCGAGAAAGUGGCCUCCCACCCCGCUGGCUCCUCGCCCUUAGGGGCCGGCCUCCCCUCAUGCAGCAGGCGGGCUCGGGCCUUAGGUGUCAGGAGCAUCUGCCUGAAGAGUUGUUGUUAACAUAUCAUUCCUGGUCCCUUUGCAAGUGACCCCUGCAGCUCACCCAUUCAUUCGCUCAGCUUCCUUUGCCCAGCAGGCUGUCUGAUGAUCCUCUCCAGCAGCCACUGCCAGAGCCAGACCCCUGCACAGGAGUCCGGGCUGCGGCCACAGGUACUGCUGUGGAGCCGAGUCUGGCUGGGGUUGGAGAACAGAGUGACGGGCCCCUCCCUGGCGGGUCUGCCCCCGGCUGCUGGGUGAGCCAUCUCUGCAGCAUCCACCCCAGGGGCCCGGGGAGACCGGCAGGGUGAGGGAGAACACGGUAAGAAGUGGUGCUCACUUUCCCCCUUCCCCCUAACGUGAUUCAGCCAUGCUACAAGUGACAGCCAGAAAACCAUCGUCUGCAGCGACCGAGCUUGCGUGUGACAUUCUGUCAGACCACUGAACCAGAUAGCUCAAGCCAAGAUCAUUGCUUUACUUUGUAUUUACUACUGUGUGACUCAGUUAGUUCCAUUUCAGGUGUCUGCUUAAAUUCCUGGCACUAAAUGGAAGUGUGUUUGGUUUUAAACUUA